AUGGGGAUCGAAACGAGAGAUAUAAGGCCAGAUUUGUUGAAAUUUGGGGUGGCUUUAGCAUUGUCUCUUGGUGGAAUUAUUUAUGCGUUUCUGAUAAACAAAAGAAUUAAAGCUUCUGAAUCGCCAUCAGAUCAUCAUUGCAAGAAUCCGAUGAACUCAGGAUCGGGAUCGUGGGUUUCGAGAAGCGAUCAUCAAGCAUCACAGAUAGCACCCAAUUCUCUCCGCUUUGAUCCUCUUGCAACCGAUAAACAAGAGUUACCUCAUUCAAACAUUCCUGCUCCUGAUCUUUCGGCAAGUAGAAGAUCUAACAGCGAUAAAGAUGCCCACGAUCUCCUACCCGAGUUUAACGACCUCGUUAACGAGUUCAACACGGCCGGCAAGAAAGCCAACGUGUCUCCCGUUAAAGAUUUCGAACUUCAACGAACAAAAGAUACACACGAACAAGAGAUCAAAAGCUUAAGAAACUUGGUCAAGAUCUUGAAAGAAAGAGAGAGUGAUUUGGAGAUCCAAUUGCUCGAAUACUACGGUCUAAAAGAGCAAGAAACCGCGGUUAUGGAGCUUCAAAACCGUCUUAAACUCAAUAACAUGGAGGCUAAACUUUUCGCUCUCAAGAUCGAGUCGUUACAGGCUGAUAACAGACGAUUAGAGGCACAAAUGACCGAUUAUAUGAAAGCUGUAUCGGAUCUUGAAGCUGCACGAUCGAAAAUAAAGAUGCUGAAAAAGAAACUUAGAUCGGAAACCGAGCAGAACAAGAAACAAAUCAUGGAUUUCCAACAACGGGUUCAGAAAAUGCAGCAAGAUGAACACAAGAACGUGGUCGGGGUUGAUCCGGAGGUCGGAUCGAGCCUCGAUAAACUCAAGGGUUUGGAAGCGGAAGUCGAAGAAUUGAGAAAAUCGAACCAUAGUUUGCAGUUGGAAAAAUCGGAUUUGGCUCGUAGGUUAGAGUGUGUUCAAAUCCUCGCGACAUCCGUCUUAGAAGAUAGUGAAAUAUAUCUAACGCCCAAUUCUUGUAGUGAAAUCGAAUUCGAUCUCACGGAUUAUUGGUCAAAUCCGCAGACAGAAAAGCUCAAAGUAGAAACUCAAGACUUGAAGAAACAAAACGAAGAUUUAUCGAAGGAAAUCGAGAGAAUCCAAGCAGACAGAUGUAGUGAUCUUGAAGAACUCGUUUAUCUUCGAUGGAUUAAUGCAUGUUUAAGAUACGAGCUCCGAAAUUAUCAACCGGGACCAGGUAAAACAAUCGCUCGAGACCUCAGUAAAACAUUAAGCCCAAGAUCAGAAGAGAAAGCAAAACAACUGAUCCUUGAAUACGCCAGCAAAGAAGGUGGCGCCGAAAAGGGUGUCGAUUUACUCGACAUCGAUUCUGAUCAAUGGUCAAGCUCUCAAGCUUCAAUAAUCACCGAUUCCGGAGAUCAAUUAGAUGAAUCAUCCGUGGACGAUUCAUUACAUCAUAAAAACAACAAUAAUAAGUUCUUUGGGAAGCUUAUAAGAGUUUUAAGAGGAAAACAAAGUCAGAACCAGAACCAGAACCAAAACCACCAGCUUCGGAAUCAUAGUAGAAAUCCGUCGUUAGGAAGAUCGGAAUCGGGCGGUGAUGAUCUGAAUUCGUUCAGCGAUUCUAUUUCAACAACUCAUUUGGGAAGUUCGUCGGAGAAUCAGAGGCCAAGAACGUCAACUGGGGGAUCGUCGUCGUCUCAAAGAUUAACUCAUCGGCAUAGUGAUCAUGCGUGUUUCUAUAAACAGAGCGAUUCCAUUGCAGAAGGCGGUGGUGGCGGCAGUAGUCAUGGUUCGUGCUCGUCUUCUUCGUGUGGUAAGAAGUCGGAGCUGCUGAAAUACGCAGAAGCUCUGAGAGAUAGUAGUUCGACUCUGAACUUCAAGUUUCAUAGGAGUUCUCCCUCACUUAGUUCCCUUUGA
Molecule: messenger RNA, 1911 nt
Organism: Cynara cardunculus var. scolymus (artichoke)
Lineage: Eukaryota; Viridiplantae; Streptophyta; Magnoliopsida; Asterales; Asteraceae
Product: protein CHUP1, chloroplastic
Exons: 4
Coding region: 1-1911 (636 amino acids)
Biological process (GO): chloroplast organization
Cellular component (GO): chloroplast outer membrane
Source: RefSeq, a predicted model, not a curated record